This is a messenger RNA of Rasamsonia emersonii CBS 393.64, 786 nucleotides long. RefSeq names its product AT DNA binding protein. The record is from RefSeq and is a predicted model, not a curated record. Gene Ontology annotation, molecular function: DNA binding. The coding region runs from base 1 to 786 and encodes 261 amino acids. The transcript is spliced from 7 exons. Lineage: Eukaryota; Fungi; Ascomycota; Eurotiomycetes; Eurotiales; Trichocomaceae. Gene Ontology annotation, cellular component: nucleus.
AUGCCGCCCAAGAAACGCAAAUCGACUGUUGCAGACACCAGUGCAAAUGAGCAACCUUCUAAGAGAGCGCGCAAGCCUGUUGCUGAGACAGCUGCCACCACUCGGUCCAAGCCUAAAACAGCUCCUGCCAAGGGUGCUGAUACCCCAAGGAAGAGAGGUCGUUCGCCCAAGAAUCGGGAUUCUACCACUGGAGCGUCGGCCAAAUCCACUGUCGCAAAAACUCAAGAAAAGCCCAAGAGGCCCCGUGGCAGACCUCCCAAGAAGCAGCAGUCUGCGCAGGCGCAGCCAUCCUCCACCAGCGGAACUCGUGGAGAAAAUGAGCAGCUCUCCUCAAAGCCCGAAGAGGAACAGAAAAAUGUCGAGGAACAUGAGGACAACGCAGACGAGCAGAAUGACGGUCGUUCCUACUGGCUCAUGAAAGCAGAACCCGAGUCGCGCAUUGUGAAAGGGGUUGAUGUCAAGUUCUCCAUCGAUGAUCUGCGCGCGGCUGAAGGGCCGGAGCCGUGGGAUGGUGUUCGCAACCUUGUUGCACGGAACAAUCUGCGGGCCAUGAAGAAAGGGGACUACGCGUUCUUCUACCAUUCCAACUGCAAGCAGCCCGGCAUUGUGGGUAUUAUGGAAAUCGUUAGAGAACACUCCGUGGAUGAAAGCGCCUUCGAUCCCGCCCAUCCCUACUAUGACGAAAAGUCCAGUCGAGACAACCCGAAGUGGGAGGUUGUCUAUGUCGAGUUCCGGCGCAAGUUCCAGAAUAUGGUUUCGCUGGAGACGCUGAAGUCGGGAGAUUGA